AUGUUCAAGCUUUUGGCGCUAAGACAUAAGGAGGUCUUACUUGGAAUAACUGGCAAGGACUUUACCAUCAUUGCGGCUUCAAAAGCUGCCAUGAGAGGUGCAACCAUUCUCAAAGCUUCAGAUGACAAGACAAGAGCAUUAAACCAACAUACCUUGAUGGCAUUUUCCGGAGAGGCUGGAGAUACAAUUCAAUUCGCAGAAUACAUUCAAGCCAACGCUCAACUUUACUCCAUGCGCAAUAACAUCGAUCUCUCCCCAUCCGCGGUCGCUCACUUUGUCCGUGGUGAAUUAGCACAAUCUCUUCGCUCCCGCAAACCAUACAAUGUCAACCUUCUCCUCGGUGGUGUUGAUCCUAUUACCGACAAGCCCAGCUUAUACUGGCUCGAUUACCUAGCGUCACUUGCACCCCUUCCAUAUGCAGCUCACGGCUAUGCACAAUACUACUGCUUGUCUAUUCUUGAUAAACAUCAUCACCCAGAUAUUGAUUUCGAACAGGGAAUGAAGGUUUUGAGGAUGUGUACAGAUGAGUUGAAGAGAAGGCUGCCGAUUGAUUUCAAGGGAAUGACUGUUAAAGUUAUUACGAAGGAGGGAAUCAAGGAGCUUGAUUAUGAUGACAGUGCGAGAAUUGACUGCCCUUAG
This is a messenger RNA of Botrytis byssoidea, 639 nucleotides long. RefSeq lists its product as uncharacterized. Gene Ontology annotation, cellular component: proteasome core complex; proteasome core complex, beta-subunit complex; nucleus. The transcript has 3 exons. NCBI's taxonomy places the organism in Eukaryota, Fungi, Ascomycota, Leotiomycetes, Helotiales, Sclerotiniaceae. Gene Ontology annotation, molecular function: peptidase activity. The record is from RefSeq and is a predicted model, not a curated record. Bases 1 to 639 code for a protein of 212 amino acids. Gene Ontology annotation, biological process: proteasomal protein catabolic process.